Molecule: messenger RNA, 6965 nt
Organism: Lepisosteus oculatus (spotted gar)
Lineage: Eukaryota; Metazoa; Chordata; Actinopteri; Semionotiformes; Lepisosteidae
Gene: tmem63c
Product: transmembrane protein 63C
Cellular component (GO): plasma membrane
Molecular function (GO): calcium-activated cation channel activity
Source: RefSeq, a predicted model, not a curated record
UUUAAGAGAUGUGAUUAAAGCAGACAUUAAUAGAGCUUGACAAGCAAUCAGUCAUUUCUUCAGCCUGGUUCUCUGAGAUGCAUGAAACAGUGAGUGGGCAGAGGGGAUAUAAAGCGUGCGUCUGCAGAGUGAGAGUCUGGGCACCUCCAUGCAUGCAGUUCCAUGUGCGUAUUUGUACAUUUGUGUGUGCGGGCUGCUGGAUUUCGGCUACAGGAAGGUUAAGGCGAUCCUGCUGACUCAUGGGAUGCGAUGCGUGACUGCAGUGCUGGAAGCGGAGCCUUGGUUUGUUGCUGAUUCUGAAGGCGAAGAAUCAGUAGGUUAAUGAGGUGGAGCGCAUCUACAGUAUUCAUUUCAGCCCUGAAGAGGCGAGGGUGGGAUUUAAUUCAUACCGGCAUGGAGUAGAAGAUUGCAGGUGAUGAAAAAUCAAGGAGCACCAGAACCUUCUGACCGGCUGAUUCUGUCCUCUGACCCCUGUACAUGGGAGACCUGGGCUUUUCAUUGAUCUGAAGCCCUUCCUGGUAGAAGAUAAUUGUGUCCCUGGCUCUGCCCCAGCGAUGCCUGUAUGACUUUAAUCUCACUGGAGAAGGUGGACCAAUGGAAGGCUCAGGCUUCUCUGUGUUCGCAGUGCCAGGCGGGGAGCACAGCUCCGCACUGGAUGUCCUGAGUUUCCUGGACACCCUGGGGCUCAACAAUGGGACAGCUGAGAGGUGUUACAGUGCCCACUCACGCAGCACAGUCCUGCAGGGCCUGCCCUUUGGUGGUGUCCCCACUGUCCUCGCCAUCAACUUCGUCCUCUGGAUGUUCCUGCUCCUGGUCUUCUCCUGCCUGCGGAAAGCUGCCUGGGACUAUGGCCGCCUGGCCCUGCUGAUGGAUAAUGACAGCCUCACGUCUCUGUUUUACGGAGAGCAGAGUGAAAAGGAGAAGUCGCCCUCCGAAUCCAGCCCCUCGGACAUGGAGAAUAAAGAUGUGGGCUUCUGUUCAUGGCUGACAUCAAUCUACCACAUGAAAGAUGAAGAGAUUCAGAGCAAAUGUGGGAUUGAUGCCACCACCUACUUGUCCUUCCAGCGCCACAUCAUCGUACUCAUGGUGCUGAUCUGUGUGCUGUCAGUGGCCAUCAUCCUGCCAGUCAACUUCUCUGGGAACCUGCUGGGGGAUAGCCCUCAACAUUUCGGAAGAACGACGAUAGCCAAUGUUCCUGCACAGGACAGUUUCCUCUGGCUGCACAGUAUCUUUGCGCUGCUCUAUUUCAUCAUCACAGCGCUCUGCAUGGCCCAUCACUCAGCACGCUUGGAGUACAAGGAGGAUGAGAAGGUGGCCAGAACUCUAAUGAUCACUUCCAUUCCCAAGGAAAUCUCUGAUCCGGGGCUCAUCACAAAACAUUUCCAUGAGGCAUACCCAAGCUGCACUGUGACAGAUGUCCGCUUCUGUUUCGAUGUCCGGAAGCUGAUGAAACUUGACUUGGAGAGGCGCAAGGCCAUGAAGGGCCGGCUGUACUUCACCAGCAAGGCACAGAAGGAAGGGAAGAUCAUGAUCAAGACACAUCCCUGUGCUCAAAUCUUCUGCUGCGAUGUGUGCGGCUUUGAACAGGUGGAUGCAGAGCAGUAUUACAGUGAGCUGGAGGAGAAGCUGACAGAUGAGUUCAAUGCUGAGAAGAACCGUAUUGCUCUGAAGCGCCUGGAUGUGGUCUUUGUCACGUUCCAGGACGAGAGGAUGACAGCAGUCAUCAUUAAGGACUACAGUCGCACUCUGUGUCGAAGGAGGUUGCAGCAGUCCAGUAUCACCACUGUCGUCAGGUCCCACAAGUGGGGAGUGAAGUACGCCCCUGCUCCCAAUGACAUCAUAUGGGAGAACCUGUCAGUGCGAGGCCCCAGAUGGUGGAUCAACUGUGUCCUCCUAAACAUCUGCCUCUUCGUGCUGCUCUUCUUUCUCACCACCCCUGCCAUUAUCGUCAACACCAUGGACAGGUUUAACGUCACCCGGCCUGUCGAGAGCCUCCGGACCCCCAUUGUCACCCAGUUUUUCCCCACACUCCUCUUGUGGGCCUUCUCGGUCCUCCUGCCAUUCAUUGUGUACUACUCCUCCUUCUUCGAGUCUCACUGGACCAGAUCCAAUGAGAACCAGAUAACUAUGCACAAGUGCUAUUUCUUCCUGGUCUUCAUGGUGAUCAUCUUGCCCUCACUCGGUCUCUCCAGCUUGGAUUUAUUCUUUAGGUGGCUGUUCGACAUUCACUUUCUUGAUGAAGCAGAUAUAAAAUUUCAGUGUGUGUUCCUGCCUGACAAUGGGGCCUUCUUCGUGAAUUACGUCAUCACCUCCAGCCUGAUUGGCACAGCCAUGGAGCUCCUGCGAAUCCCUGGGCUGAUGGUGUACACCCUGCGCCUGUGCCUAGCCAAGUCUGAGGCUGAACGCAUUCAUGUCAAGAGGAGCCAAGCCUACGAGUUUCAGUUUGGCCUGGAGUAUGCCUGGACCAUGUGUAUUUUCGCUGUGAGCAUGACGUACAGCAUCACCUGUCCCAUCAUCGUUCCCUUCGGACUUCUGUACAUGGUCUUGAAGCACCUGGUGGAUCGCUACAAUAUCUACUAUGCCUACGUGCCAACGAAACUGAGCCAGCACAUUCACUCCGCGGCCGUGAGCCAGGUCAUCGUGGCGCCCAUCCUCUGCAUGUUCUGGCUGCUCUUCUUCUCCGUGCUCAGGCUGGGUCCAGUUCGACCCAUCACACUGUUCACUUUUGUAUCUCUGCUCUUCUGCAUUACCUUCUCUCUCUUCGGCCUCUGCCUGAAGAAGCUACAGCCUGCCAAGGCCACCAGCUACCAGAUGUCGGAUCAGCAGACCGAGGGAGUUUUCAACGACGCAGAGAGGAGCAGUGUGUCCUCCACCCCAAAUUCUAAUGUGUUUGUCGCGUCUGUGCUACAGGAGCCAGAACUGGGCUUGACCCCCAUGGCCUCUCCCGCACACCAGAGCUACGGCACCAUGGGGAACCGAAUGGACACGGGGCGGAGCGACGAGGAAGCCCAGCCGCAGAUGUUCGAAACCGACCUGCAGGAAUCCUUUCCCACUGGCCCGCUGAUGGAGAGGGAGGUGGGCUACCACUAGCAACACGGCCUCACGAAAAGAAGUGACGACGUUGAUCGUUGACGAAGAUCCUUCGGGGAAAAAAAAAUGGUUCCGCACAACCAGCGUGCUGCAUUUACUCAGACCUCAAGACCGAGCCAACGCCUCAAGACCUCAUGCUUGAAGAGGAGCCUCACCCUGGCUUUUGUCAAAUUCUCCUUAACGCAGAGCUAACAUCACCAGUGCCACAGCAGAAGCUGCUGCAGACUCUCUGAACAGAAUCUUACUUGCAUGACUGACAGAGCCCUUAUCUCUCCAGUGGGACAUUCUUCAUUUCCAGGUACAGUCGUGUGUGUUUUGCAGAAGAUUAAGCAGUGUGUCAAAGUGGUCACACAUGCAGGACUGAGGGGCAAAGGACGUGUCAAACAGGCCGUUUUUAAAGGAUAAGCGCUAGUUCCUUGCAGGUCUUCUGGCAAACCUAAAAGUCUAUUUCUCUUUUCUGAAAUUCCUAGAAAGCAAAGCCCAUCCGCAUCUCUUCCGUUAUUUCUUAAAUUAAUUUCUACCCUGUUAUUUUUGUCGUUUUGUUCCGUAACAGCUCAGCGCACGUUUUGUGGGUCAUGUGCAGCUUGUGGUCUUCAUCGUGUGUUAUAAUUGACAUGUACUGUACUUGAGAUGGUUCUCUCUAAGCUUUCUAAGAUGCAGCGGGUAAGCAGGUGUGACAGGCAAUUUGUCACUCUUCCACCAGCUUGACAGCUCCAGUCACCUGCUUACCAAGCCCGAGCACAGAAAGUUCUCAAGAUUGAAAGCAAAGAAACAGCUACAGAGUUUCUUUUCCCUGCUGCAACCUCUCUGCAGCAACAUUGCCAGGCUCGGAAGGAGCUGUGAUCAACACAACUGUGGAGGUCUGCUAUAUGGAUGCUGCCCAGUCGGAAAUAUUCAAACAGUAAUUAUGUGGGAUUGCAGCUCUUGAAGAGAAAGGAAGAACCGAAUGCAAAGUGGGAGAUGAACAUUGCUUGAAAUUUCUAUCAAUAUUUCUACUAGCGUUAUUUCUGUUAUUUCUUUUCAUGUUUGGUGACGUAAAUUAUUGCAAAGUCCUCCUUGCUCACCUCUUAAAAACCUUGUUACACACGCUGCAGUAAUUGGCCUCAUUCUAUAACAGCCAUUAUUGUUUAGAGGACUGUAUAACAGGCAGGUUUGAGAAGAAGAAAAGUAUUUGGCGUCAUAUUUAAAUGAAACAAAGCAGUCCUUGAAAGGAAACGUAUUACCCGUUGAAGAAAAAAAUAUUUAUACAUAAUUUGUACAAUGUGUUAAGAGGAAUUAAUAUUGUAUGAAAUGUGUUCUAAUGUUCUGAUGUUCUGAUACAGGCAGUAUAACACAGCAUAUAGACAUAGAGUGGCACUGUUAAUAAAGCCUCCCUUUGCAACUGAAAACAUGCAGAGUCCAAAUCCUCUUCUGCCUUACCCCUAACUGUAUGUUGUCUCAGAGAAAAGCAUUGGUUUUAGGAGGCUGUUGCUUGAGAUAAGACUUGCAGAAGUCUAAAGGCAUCUCUCUCCACAUCAGCUUUCCAUAAAAUUACAGGCUUUUCAGCUGCUCUCAAGACAUAAGUAGAUUACGUGCCCAUGCUUUGCUAUCUAAACAGAUGCAGAGUGCAAAAUACUGAUGGCACAUCCAGUCUGCCUCUUUCUCCUCUGUACCUGUUAGAUCUUUUUCAUUUUCUUUAAAUGUAAAAUCCUUCUUGGGGAUGCUGCUGGAUCUCUCUUGUGUAAAGCUUUUGCUCAGUCGAAUGUAAACAGAUGAUUCUAUUUUCCUGUAUGCUCUCGCUGUGCCUUGGAAUUUUCCCUCUCUUCCGACAAUCCAGCAUGGCCUGUUAAUAGCUGCAUGGACUAAAGCUAUGGAUCAGGAAACCAAGGGAGAAAACAUUGUACACAGAAUAAAAUAAACUGCUUCCUAUUUGAUGGGGCACUCAUUUCAAAGUACAUUUCAUUUCUAUGGUUGAGAAGCCAUCCUGUAAAUACUGUGUAUGCCAUGCUGUGGCAUUGAUCUCAUUGCAGGUACUACUCCCAGUAACUUCUAAACCAUUUCCGGUGGCACAUUUGUAUCUCUGCUGACCUGGGGAAGGAAGAAAGCAAGCCAAGGCAUCGUAAAGAUGCCUUUGAAUUCAUAUUAUAAACUUUCGGGGUUUUUAUUUGUGUGCAGUUUAUGCUUUUGUAUCCAUGGUGGAGUGCUGGCUUGUUUUACAAGCAGGACGGCGUCUGGUGCCUUUUCCAAUAGUGUCUUUACAUCUCUAAGACUACAUAGAGCAGCUCCUUACAGAGCCAAUGGAUCUGAGUAGUGUGUCUACUGAGAACCCUUGCUGGGAGGGUACAGAGAGACACAAGAUAAGCAAAGAAAACAAUGUACCUGUACAUAGUUUUCUCUCCCUGGCGCUUGACUUACCCAUGUUGGCAAGGUUGCAUUUAGGGCAGGGUUAGCUAGCUCUGGUCCUGGAGAGCUGGCUUUAUAAAUAACUCUUAAAUCAUUAAUUAGGCUUACAAUACAUGGAGGUUUUUAUCAGUUUAGUAAGUUGAUUAGUUCAGUAAAAACAGGAGUAGCAAUCUGAGGCAUUUAGGAGCUACAGGGUUUUGGUAUUUUCACUGGAGAUGAUCUGUAAACCAAUUUGAUUUAACAUGUGAUCAGAACAGAAUUGUUCCAGCUAUUUAGAAACUGACAAUAGAAGGGAGACCCUUAAAACUUGCUGGACUGUGGCUCUUUAGCAGUAGCGUGGACUACUUCUGCACGAGGGGAUACAUACAGUACAUUAUGCAUCCAACCACCACUUGUAAGGUUGUCAUAUUGCAGUACAUGCCCAGUCCUUACACUUGAAUAUUCAUAAUUCAUUUGGAUUUCACCAGAAUUACAACAGAUGGCACUUCAGAUUCUUACACGUAUCUGCAUCCUAGUCUGUGCAAGUCCUGGGGCCAUUGGCAUCUGUUUGCCACUUCUGUUGUAUAGCUUUUUACAUUAGCAUAGGAGAAAUACAAUGUUUUUGCUAACGUACAGUAUGCCUUCUCUGAGCUUUCUGUGAAAGCCUGAUAUUCAUUCUGCAAGAAACAAAAACCUGGAUCUUGAUGGUAGGCGAUGGGGUUGUUUUCAUGGUAGUUGCAUCCUAUCCGUUAUUGGAGAUACAUUCAUACGCAUGUGCAGUGAGCAGCCAAAAGGGUAAUAAUGAAUUGCUACUGUAGCAGCACUGUCCUAUUCAGCAGCUUGCGGUCACGUUUUGCAGUGCUGUUGCACAGCUUUCAGUAGACGAAGCACUGAGUUAUACAGAAGGACAGUGUGCCUGGAGCUUGGGUCCUCAGUGUUGCUCUAUGAGUUUGGAGUUACUAUAUUUACAGAUAGUUGUUGUUCCAUUGGAGGAAAAAAAAAUAAAUGAAAUGUCAGUUGAGUCUUGGACAUAAAUCCGUUUUGGUUUUCUUCAUGGAAUUCUAACCCAAAACUGCCAAUUAUGCUGUUAUGUACACAAUGUUACUACCAUCUGAGAAAUUAAUUGAAAAAAAACAAAACACCACAAGCACUGAGUUUUCCUAAAUUAAAAAAGCAAAAUGUACAUUAGACGUCUUUCAUUGAGAAAACAGACAUCCCCUUCUUUAUCUGGCUGUGUACUACAGGAUUAUGGUUGUAAGAAUUCUUUUACUGACCUUAAAAUCCAUGAUUCUUUUCACAAUGAAAGUUUUACUCAUCUCAGUUUAAUGAUGGCCGCAACAGUGUAUUGCCACACGAAAUGAGAGGAAAAAAGCAGCUUUGUAUUUCAGAUCAACUUCUGUAACGUGUGUAGAAAAAUGGGACUCAAAAAUGUGAAAAACGUUUUGUUUUCAAACUCGUGCAAAUAGGGAAUGUAACCGCAAAAUGAAAUAAACUGAAAUUUGAGUUUUUAUUAA